Messenger RNA from Physcomitrium patens, 2200 nucleotides. RefSeq names its product putative monogalactosyldiacylglycerol synthase, chloroplastic. Gene Ontology annotation, biological process: glycolipid biosynthetic process. Lineage: Eukaryota; Viridiplantae; Streptophyta; Bryopsida; Funariales; Funariaceae. Gene Ontology annotation, molecular function: hexosyltransferase activity. The record is from RefSeq and is a predicted model, not a curated record.
GACUCUGGAUUAGGUGCUCGCCAAUCCUUCUCCACCCUGCUCGCAAUUCCCUCUUGCCCCCGGUUUUCUGCUGCUCGCGCUGCCUCCUCCACACCUCGCUAUCUCGCUCCCCUAAGGUUUCUGGGUGCGUCCAUCGACGGACUUGGACACUGUCUGUCACCGCAUACGAAGGUGACGGAGGUGUCGGGUGGUGUUUCGCCUCGCACAUGUCCCUCGUACGAUUCGUGGCGAGUUCCGCAGUGCGUUUGGUCAGCUCGCCUUUGUCGUCUGAACUGGUAGAGUUCAUGGAGCGGAGAUUGUCGGACUAUCUAUUCUGAGUGGUCCUCGAGCUGUGGAUUGUCUACGCAACAGAAAAAUCGCGAGCAAUGGAGUACCCUGCAGAAUUGGCGGGGAUUGGCGAUGCUAGUGUUGUGAGGCUCAGUCCCUGGUUUGUGCAUGCUACCGUGAGUUCGUCCCUGCGUGACGUUGGGAGCGUUUCUGCGAGGAGCUGCGGGCAUGGACGUGUAGGGUCUUCAGCUGAAUGUGCGCAGGGUCGUGAUGGUUGGAUGCCAGCUUCUCGGGAGAGGCAGCCGCGUCAGGAAUUCGGCAGUGGUUGUUACUGCGUGGCCACAGUGACAGUUGGCGAUUUGCAGUCCACGAGCAAGAGGGUUCAGGAGAGCUUUUUUCGGCAUUUCAAUGCUUCAAUUCGUAGACAUUGUGAUAGGGUGCCGUCGUUGUCGUGGGCAUCCAUCAGUCAGUCCGGUGGGAAACUGUGUGAAGGUGCGGACGGGAAGGGUAUUGGGGCGCGCAUGGAAGAGGUCGGGGAUGAGACUACGCAGUCCGUGGGCCAGGAUAAGAGGAAGCAAAAGAAUGUGCUGAUUCUGAUGAGUGACACGGGAGGGGGCCAUCGUGCGUCUGCCGAAGCUAUUAAAGCUACUUUCGAGCUUGAGUAUGGAGACAAAUACAAGGUACACGUUGUUGAUUUAUGGAAGGAGCACACUCCCUGGCCUUUCAACCAAGUUCCACGACUUUACAGCUUUUUCGUCAAACACGAGAUUCUAUGGAAGUUCGCGUUUUACAGCACCGCGCCCAAAAUAGUACAUCAAUCAGAAAUGCGCGCAACAUCUCUGUUUAUCUCAAGAGAGGUGGCAAACGGCUUGGCUAAGUACCAACCUGACGUUAUCGUAAGCGUGCACCCCCUGAUGCAACACGUUCCGUUAAGAGUACUACGAUUACGAGGCUUACUCGACAAAAUCCCCUUCACAACUAUCAUCACAGAUCUAGGCACUUGCCAUCCUACAUGGUUUCAUCAGCUUGUGACCGCCUGUUUCUGUCCCACAGAGGAAGUAGCAAAGAGAGCUCUAGAGGCUGGUCUUCGUCGGUCUCAGAUUCGUGUGCACGGGCUUCCUAUUCGGCCCUCCUUCGCUACAUUCUCUCGCUCCAAGGAUGAAUUGCUGAAGGAGCUCGAGAUGGACAAGGACCUGCCUGCCGUGCUGUUGGUGGGGGGAGGAGAAGGCAUGGGCCCGGUGGAACAAACUGCUCGUGCUCUUGGGGAGUCACUUUAUGACGCCAAUACUGGAAAAGCCCUUGGUCAACUUGUGGUUGUCUGUGGUCGUAACAAAGGCCUUGUCAAGAAGCUUCAGAAGAUCCAGUGGAACAUUCCCGUAAAGAUCAAUGGCUUUGUGACGAAUAUGUCUGAAUGGAUGGCAGCUUGCGACUGCAUCAUAACCAAGGCAGGGCCUGGUACCAUAGCCGAGGCAUUGAUACGAGGGCUGCCGAUGGUUUUAUUCGACUUCAUCGCCGGACAGGAAGUUGGAAACGUCUCGUUUGUUGUGGACAACGGCGCAGGUGCUUUCUGCGACAAGCCCAAAGUAAUAUCGAAGAUUAUUGCAGAUUGGUUUGGUGCAAGCUCUAGCAAGUUGAAGGAGAUGACGGAGAAGUGUAAAAUGUUAGGCCAGCCUGACGCUGUUUUCAAGAUAGUGCAUGAUCUAGAUGAUAUGAUCCGAAACAAGCACAUGUACCAAGACCACCUGAAAAUCAAGUACAGGGGUCUGAUCUGAGAGGAAUUCUUUUAGGUCUUUGUGAUCGAAAUCAUCGCAUUCGUCGUCUCAUUCUUAAUCCAACAAAUAGCUUUUGCAACUCACUACUUUUGCUACUCGUCUUGUGACCCAGAUACCUGAUUUUCAAUGUGAAACUUGAAGCUGGCGUGCAGUUCUAGGAA